Messenger RNA from Galdieria sulphuraria, 681 nucleotides. Its product is annotated as cyclase/dehydrase. The transcript has a single exon. Lineage: Eukaryota; Rhodophyta; Bangiophyceae; Galdieriales; Galdieriaceae. The record is from RefSeq and is a predicted model, not a curated record. Bases 27 to 656 code for a protein of 209 amino acids.
UCCCUUGUUCUUCUUCUUAUUGUGAAAUGUAUGCAUUAUUUGUAGGCAGCCAUGACUUGUGGAAUUUGCAGAAAAAGAUUCGUUGCCAACAAGUUUGCUUUCAUAGAGAAGUUUUCAUAAAGAGUACUCCAGUUUGGACUAGAAGCAGGUAUCCUGCCUCAGUUCCUUGUUUACUGUUUGCAACAAAUGAAGGAGAGUGGUUAGGUCAUACUGUCAAGUUGGAUGUACAAGUUCCUUCUUGGUUGGCUUUCGAUCUGUACUCUGACUUGGAAAAAAUGCCCAGUUGGUCUCCUUGGUUACGUAGUGUUCAAGUAGAUCCUAAGCAACCAGAAAUAGCUACGUGGAACCUGUCAGCACGAGGUUUAAGUGUUAGUUGGCGUUCAAGAAAUACUCGAGUAGAACGUCCUCAUAUCAUUGCCUGGGAAAGUUUGGAAGGUCUUCCUAAUAGAGGUUCGGUUCAAUUCCAAGAAAAAGGCGAUAAUUGUACUCAAGUAGAAUUGACUGUGGAAUAUAAGGUGCCUCGUUUCUUAAAGGUGCUACUUAGUAACUCUUUUGUUGGAAAGUUUGUUGAACGCACGCUGUUGGAAGAUUUGAAAAGAUUCCGAUUAUGUGCACUGAGGGAAUAUGCAACUGAGAAAAGAAGUAUGAAGAAUUAAACAAGUGGACUAUGUGAUGAUGAGA